UUUUGCAGGUGUUUUGUCAACUUGCAUGUGUUUUCUUAAGUUGCCGUUCGUUGAGCUUUCAGGGCCACCGUAGUAAAGUCUCUCUCCCGCAGCGCCCUGAGGUUCAUCAUCUUCCCCUGUUUGAUCUGAAUAGGGCGGUGGUGCAGAGGGACAUCGUUUGCGAUCUGCCUCUCUCACUGGAGGAUUUUGGGGAAAGCGAUUGACAUUUUGUCUUCGGCUUCCCCCGGUUUCUAGAUCUUCUGGCCUUUCGACCACUAAACUCUCUGAUUUAGUUUUUUGUCCGUUUUUACGUCUUUGUGCCUGCUCUAACCAGAGUCGAGCACAUUGGUGCUCCUCACUGGGUUCUUUUUUGUUUUUAAUACGACUUUUAAAUUGUAAACGCCGUACCAGUUCAGUGCAUUCACCAACAUCUAAUUUCCCUUUAAAUUCAUAUUGUUUUUCCCAUUUUCCAAGGUAUUUAACACUUUGAGGUUCAUACCUUUUCAUAUAUUUUGCGUCCCCCUCUAGGGGUCCGGGCUUUGUGCAACAAUUUCCCAUUGUCUUAAGUUUACAAGUUGUCUUUCAGUAACAGAGAAUUCCUCUCCGGGCCACACAACACUUCCAGAGAAACAAGCUUCUAGGCCACACUUAGGGUGCAGUCCGGUCUCUCUCUUGGGGUUUAAUACCAGAAGUCCUGUCAUGUGUUUUAGACUCUUUACUGUCAGACCAUUCAUUCACACAUUCACUCCCCACAACCAUAUAUCUAAACGUGUUGCAAAUACGUUUAGAUAUUUUUAUUUCUGUUUUUUUAUUAUUUUUAUUGUUUUUUUCUGAGACGCGGGACUCGAACCCCGUCUUUGACGCGAGACUUUAACUCCGUCUUUGACGCGGGACUCUAACCUCGUCUUUACAAUUGUGUCAUGUCGUACCUUUUUGAUUCGUCUUCUUUUUGUUCGGAUGCCGUCAAUCCAGUCCAAGGAACAGGUCAGGUCGAACUGGCCUGGGAAGAAUUCACUCCACAGGACUUUGUCCUAAGGGCUGUGCACAGUCUUCAGUUCUCUCUCGAUCCGCUCCCCUGGUCUGGAUCUGUUGGCAUCCGGCUCGAAGGACCAAAAAUGUCGAGGGAAUUUCACCCAGACAUGUAUCAAUGUUGUAAGAAUUCACGAAUCAAACACCACACAUACACUCGUACGUAGUUUUUACUUGCAAGGGAAGUCCGCACCUUUGAGUAGGUUGCAGCCAACUUCGACGGUACUUCCCUUUCACAGUGUAUUUAUUCAAAAGCUCAGAUACAAGGUCAAGGUGGGGUGACAUUUACAUAGAGAGAAGUGAAAUCCAUCUUGACCUUCACGUCUCUCCAGGCAAGUUCCUUGCUUUGGGUACAUUUCCUUAUAUGGCAAGAAACAUACUUCAGUUAGACAAUGUGACUAAUUAUUUUUAUUGCAAAACAGGAUGUGGCACUCAGAGGUGCUAGACUGCACACAAAUGUCAGACAGUCACACUUUGCAUCAGCAGUACAUUCAAACAUGAUAACUUAUAUACAAUUCUUCUAACACCUAAUUAAACCGGGGCUGUUAAUUUUUGGGUGUUCAGCGACCAUCUUAGAAGCCAACAGGAAGGUGUUACUCUGGCCAGCCGCCAUUUUGAGAGCACCCUGAUUUACAUAGACACCCAAAGUCACAUACACAUCUUUGUUUAGUUAGUACUUGGUUAGUAAUUUGUGUUUUUAUACUUUAUUAUAUUCAUAAUAAAUGUUUUUCUUUCACAAAUGUUCUUUCAUCGAUGUUGCAUAAGUGAAUUUUGUCAACCUCUACACUGUCAAGAACUCCAUAACCUUCUGUGUUCAUUAUAUAAUCUUUGAUAGUAAAUAUUGAGAUUUCUAGUUGAACUAGAUCUAAAUGAGACUGAUCUUGACAUUUGAUUGUUGGUCCCUGAUACAAGGGUGUCAGGAAUAAAUGUUUUUCUAGCACAAAGGUUUUAAUGAAUGUUGCAUUAGUGUGAAUUUUGCCAACAUCUACACUGUCAAGAACUCUAUAUCCUUCAACUUAACUGUCUAUCUAUAUGGUAAUUUUGGUUGUAGUUAUUAAUUGAAUUGCUAAACAGAGUUCCAAAUUUGUAGUUAGUACUUUAAUGAGACUUAAUCAGUAAAUUGGCUAUCUUUUCCCUUCCUUUGAAGGGUGGUGCCCUUAGAUAACUUUAAUCAAUUAAAGUUAUUAUUUAAUAAACAAAAGCACUAUUUCUUCUAGAAGGCUAAACUACAAAGUGCUAUAAGUAAGUGCCAUUUAACUUUUAUUUAAGGUGUAGUUGUAAGAGGUGUGUUUUGAGUUUGCGGUGUAAGAUGUGUAGACUUUCUGUCCUGUUAUCAUUGGGGAGCUCAUUCCACCAUUUAGGAGCCAGGACAGCAGAAAGAGGUGAUCUUGUUGAGUGGCCGCUGUCCCUCGCAGUGUGGGAGCAGCCGAUUGGCAGAUGCAGAGCGGAUUGAACGAGCUGGGGUGUAAGGUUUGACCAUGUCCUGGAUGUAGACUGGACCCGAUCGGUUCACAGCACAGUACGCAAGUACUAAUGUUUUGAAACGUAUACGCAGCCACUGGUAACCUGUGAAGGGACAGGAGUAGUGCGAGGGAAUUAAGGUUAAAGACCAGUCGAGCUGCUGCAUUCUGGAUGAACUGCAGAGGUCAGAUGGCACUAGCAGAUUGACCUGCCAGGAGGGAGAACGUGGCGUCUUCUCCUGAUGUUGUGCAGCAUGAAUCUACAGGAAUGUGCUGUUGCAGAAAUGCUUGCAAUGAGAGAGAGUUGUCUGUCGAGUGUCACACCCAAGUUCCUAGAAGACUGGGUGGGAGCCAACACAAAGUUGUCAAAGGUAAUAGUCACAUAAGUUUAUGUGUGAACUUUAUAUUAUUUUUAAAUAUAAAUAUUUAAAGAAAACUGUGUUGUCCAUGUGGUGUCAGAAUAAUAUAAUAUCUAUAUAUAUUAUUUUUGUAAUUUUUUUAUUUUAUCUUGCACACUUAAACCACAUUGAAUUACUUGAAUGUGAAAACCUGCUUGGCAAGACUAAAUUCUAUGACAUGUUAAGUCCUGUUUCCAACUACUGACACGGAAGGAGGAGGGAGAGGGUGGGGUAAGAAGGGGUGAAGGUAGAAGGGGGAGAGGGUUCAGGACAAACGUCACCUCAGCCCUCUUUUCUUUGUGUCAUCAUUUGUCUGCUGGUUCAGACGUUUGUCUUCGUUCUUCACCUUCACUCUCUCCAGCUGCUCCACUUUUCUCCUCCACUUCCUGGUAACACUCUCCAGCUCGUUCUCCGUCUCACUCAGCUCGUCAAGCCAGACAGCACUCAACCAUUCCUCUCAGUGUUGGCUGUGAUCGAGCGUCAUAGGAAAGCCCUCAGUGUGCGUCAGUUCUGUGGAACCCCGGACACACACACCUCUCCCCUGUAGGUUCCUCCGUCCUGCCCCCACCUGAGCCGUCAUGGUUCUAAUGGAGGAGGGAAACGUGAGCUGUGGAGUUAAAAACUGUAGCACGCCAGGCUUCUGGAGAAACUGCUCCAACCAAGACUGCCAGGAGGAGGAGACAAUGGCUGCAUCGAUCUUGUUAGUGAUUAUCAUUUCACUGAUGCUCUUCGGCCUUGUUGGAAACACACUGACUCUUCUGGUGGUUUGGCUCCGCCCCAACAUGAGAAGCUCCGCCCACCUCUACCUGAGCAACAUGGCUGUUAGUGACCUGCUGAUCCUCCUGCUGCUGGCUCUGGAUGUAUUGAAGAUCUGGACAGGCUGGAAGUUAGGAGUCAUCGUGUGUAAGCUGAGCACGUUCCUGACAGAGGGCUGCAUCUUCUGCACUAUCCUCAACAUCACCUUUCUCUCCCUGGAGAGGUACCUGGUUGUCUGCUGGCCAAUCACCUCAAAGACGCUGGUGACACGUCGCAGAACCAGGACUCUGAUUGGCUGCCUCUGGCUGGGAGCGGCUGUCAGUGCAGCACCAUUUUUGGUCAUGAUGGAAGUGGAUGAAAUGGAAGAAUGCAGAGUAUCACCAUCCUCAUUCUCCUCAGGCCUCGUAUUGGCCAUGAUAAUUCUCUAUUACCUAUAUGUCCUGGUACCCCUGUGCAUCCUGGGACUGGUCUACAUCCUGAUUGGAAGAACUCUGAGGCUCCGUCCUCAAAGAAGCCGUAAAGACAAGAGUCACCGGCACACAGUGAAGAUGCUGGGAGUGAUCUUCUUGGCCUUCGUCCUGUGCUGGCUGCCCUACAUCGUCGCUCUGACCAUGACCUAUGUUUCUCUGGGCACUGGGGCUGAAAGUCGGGGAACUAACACCGACACAAACACACACUCGGACAUGAACACUCCUCCUGAAAGCACAGGCAACAUGGCCUCUGUUACCGAACCUGUUAGCCUCUCAGACUGGGACCUGAAGACACAAGCUCACACAAACAGAGAUGAUGCACUCUGGGAAAACACAAACAACGAGAUCGACACACACAGUGAUGCAGACGCACACUUGGUGGACACACAACCUGAAACGCUCACUGACCCAGGCACAGGUUCUGACGAUACGAAUGCACAUCAUGUUGUAUCACACGACAUCAGAGCUGGAGAAAGCACACACAACGUGGGUACUCGCACUGAAACAGACACACACUCGGAGAUACACAAUACUACACAUAACAAGCAAAACCCAGCCCUUUGCAUAAAGUCACAGAAGGUAACACAGUAUUUUUACCUGGUCGCCUGGUUCCUCUCCCGUCUCAGUGCUGCCAUCAACCCUCUGGUGUACAACCUGAUGUCCGCCAGGUACAGACACGCUGUGUGUAGCCUCUUGCACACACACUGUCUCACACCGUCUCACUGACUGAGUACAACACUCUCAUCAGGAUACUCCACAACCACUUUGUAAACAUAUAGACACACGUAACAACAGCAGCAACACAAGGUAGCUGUGAUGAUCACUGGUGGUUCUGCAACGACCAUAUUAACAAACUGAAUUCAGCUGCUUGAACUAAGAUAUCAUGAGAUUUGACUGUAGGAGCAGCUAACACACUGUUCACACACUGCCAACACACAGCUAACACAAUGCUAACCCAGUUAACGCUUGGCUAAACCUGCUAACACAGCUAAUACAGACUUAACACUCUGCUAACACACUGCCAAAACACAGCCAACCCUGCUAACACAGAGCUAACCCUGCUAACAGAGCUAAUACACAGCUAACCUUGCUAACUGAGCUAGCAGCGGAUAUUUACAGAUUUUCUGUCACAGUAACAUUCAUACACUUCUGCAUCAACCCGGGGUGGGCGGGGCCUUACAUAGCCUCUGAUUGGUUAGUUAAAGGCAAGUCCAGUGAUGAUUGGUUGGAGUUUUUGGAACGAUUUCUUGUUCUUUCUCUUUUUUGUUGUCUCUUUUCACUCUUAUCCUUUGGUUUAUAGUCUUUUAUUCCAAGUUCCAUAUCCUCUAGGGUUAAGCCGAAUACUCAAAUGAAUUGAACUUUAACCCCUAACCCUAACCCUAAAAAUAAAAACGUCCGGUUUAAGCCCCGUCCACUUCCGAGUGCGGAUAUGGAUCAUUUAGUUGGUUGAACAGAAACUGAAACAGAUAAUGGUGUAAUCGCUCAUCCCUAAUAUCCUCACACACGCUCACAUCACAUGCACCCUGCUUUGGCCAGGGUGGGUCUAACCAUUUAGUUUGUUUCUUUCAUUUUCCAUUUCUUCUAUGUCGCUUUUCUUUGAUGGAUAUUCUGUGUUUAGGACGAUUAUUGGUGUAGCCUAUUGAUUCUGGACUCUUGAGACUUAAGGCUGAAAUAUGCUGCUCUGACUCCGUUACGGAUACGACAGACCCUUUUUUAUUUAUGGUUCUCCGAAGGCUAUGGGUGCUGAAAACAAAUCACCGCCAGAACAGUAGAUGGCGCAAAUUUUUUGUUGUCGAAGACGAGUUUAGAGAAUCGUAGUUCACUCUAAACACGCGUAGAAAGGACAGUUUUAGCUGAAAUUAAGUGACACGCAGCGGGUCAAAAUGCUUAUGUUAUCGUUUCUUAGCGCAGCGGUUCCCCGGUCUUGUUUUUGAACUGCGUUGCUAAUUCCACGGCUUUAAGCUACACGGAGGCAGCUAGCUUCCCCCCCAGCUUCCACACACAGUCAGCAGGGACUCCCGAUACUAACUACUACCAAGUGUUUUCGUCUAACCUGACGGUAAUUUAGAAACAGUGUCAUGAUAGCCGUGGAAUUAAAGUUGUGACAGCGGGUCUUUUGCGCUGUUACCACCGCAGUUAGCAUGGUGGCUAGCACUCUAGCGCCGUUAUGACUGGGCGUUAUAACUGUAUGUGACCGUACACACAUGCCGUUAGUGCUCUAACCAACCACUGAAGCCGGACAACUCCACUGGCUUAACACACUUGACACAUUAAUCGUAGAAUCGUAGAAUCCUGGUUGUGUUUGCGUGAGGGAGAGGCGGUGGACUAGUGGCAGAAAAUCGGACUGGAUGGUCCCUUGUUCGACUCCACGGAGUGACAACCAAAAAACAUACCUUGAUGGGCAACCUGGAUCUGUCCAAAAAGUCCAAGAGGACUCUCCCUACCCACUGUCCAAGUGCCCCUGAGCAAGGCACCUUACUCCCCCAACACCUGCUCCCCAGGCGCCGUGCAUGGAUGCCCACUGCUCUGUGUGUCCUCCUGUGUUCACCAAAUGGGUCAAAGGCAGAGAAAAUGUUUUCCCCCAUUUGCAUUUAAUGAGUGUGGGACCAAUAAAUGUAUCUUCUUCUUCUUAUUGUGCUAUAGGGAAUGAAACAGGAAGUUUGAGGUCCGGAAAUGUGAGAUUCCGGAAAUGAUGUCGUUCGGAAAUGAUGUCAUUAGCAGACCAAUCACAGCCAAGGGCUAUCCCUAGGCUCUCCAACAUGCCGACGGAUAGUUAGAAAAAUCCGAGGUGUAUGUAGAGCCCUCCGAGGAGCUGGGAGAGGGCGUUCCACGUUGGCGAAGACGUUCCCAUGUGUCCGUCUCCGUCAAAACAGAGUAGCAUAUAUCGGCCUUAAGCCUACAGUUUUGGAUCAUAGCUUUAGUUUUAAUUUGAGCAACUCUUGAUUUAAUUUACUAACUCAGUUUACUGUGGGAUAAUGUGAUUUCACAAUGCACUGAUAAAUGUAUUGAAAUAUGUUUUUAUGUUUGGCUUUUGUUGGACAAAGUAACAUUUCUAUCAAUUUUUUCCUUAGUCGUGAAAACACGGUUUAAACAACAGAGUUGAACAAUCAAACAACACAGGAUGACGCCAAGCAAGGACAAAACUACGUCUUAUUUUCCUAGAUCGUUGAUAUAAAAAAUAUUUCAGCAUUAUAUUUGUGGUUUAUAAUGUGUAUCAGCUGAUGUAUUACACCUAAGUGUAAUUGCAGCUCCACAGGCAGCUGAAAACAGAAUCUCAUGCAGGCACAGUCACAGACACGCAAUGACCCACAGCGUAACCUCUCUGAACUUCAACACAAUUUCUUCAGAAUCACAUAAAAAGGAGAUAGACUAUGGGAAUUUUGACUGUGAUUUCAGGAACACAUUUUUUUUAUUUUAUUUUUUCAGUUUAUACAAAUUUUAAAUUGUAUUAUUAUGAACUCUUGGUUGAAACUUUAAA
This is a messenger RNA of Pleuronectes platessa (European plaice), 7570 nucleotides long. RefSeq names its product apelin receptor B. Gene Ontology annotation, biological process: G protein-coupled receptor signaling pathway. NCBI's taxonomy places the organism in Eukaryota, Metazoa, Chordata, Actinopteri, Pleuronectiformes, Pleuronectidae. Bases 3445 to 4818 code for a protein of 457 amino acids. Gene Ontology annotation, molecular function: G protein-coupled receptor activity. Gene Ontology annotation, cellular component: plasma membrane. The record is from RefSeq and is a predicted model, not a curated record. The transcript has 5 exons.